GUAAACAAAGGAGGCUCAGUAGACACGGCAGCGACCCAGCCGAGGGCCCUCUUCGCUGGAUGUUCUUGUCUCGACGAGCGCGUCCUGACCAGAGGCCGACUGUGGGGGAAAAGCCACUGCGAAGCGAAUGAAGAAACAACUGAUCUUCCACUUCACGUACAGAGGACUUUUAACCAGAGGGAAGAAGAGUAAAAGGAGAAAAUGGAGUUUAAAUUACGAAAAGCUGAACCCAAGGAUGUGCCCGAUAUAUUACGACUGGUGAAGGAACUUGCAAAAUAUGAAGAAAUGGAGCACCAGGUGACACUGACGGAGAAAGAUCUUCUGGAGGAUGGAUUUGGUGAAACUCCGUUUUAUCAUUGUUUCAUUGCUGAGAUGCAAGGAGAGCGCAGCAGCAGUGAAGAUCCGAGCGUUGUGGGGUUCGCCAUGUACUACUUCACCUAUGACCCCUGGGUGGGCAAACAGCUCUACCUGGAGGAGUUCUACGUGAUGGACAAGUACAGAGGUCAGACCCCUCACCUGGUCUCCGUUUCGCCUGAUUUUGUUUGCUGUGUGAGUAAAAGCUUUUUCUUCCCGUCUGUUCCAGGUCUCGGCAUCGGUUCGGAGAUCCUGCGACACCUCAGUGAUCUGGCGAUGAAGACGCGUUGCACCGGCAUGAUGUUCGUUGUGGCCGAAAACAACGAGCCCUCGGUCCAGUUCUACAAGCGCCGUGGCGCCGAGGACCUCUCCCAGGAGGAGGGCUGGAGGCUCUUCAGAUUCGACAAGGACAGCCUCGUCAAGAUGGCCACCCCUCCUGAGGAGUAGGGGGGGGGGGGGGGGGGGGGGGGUGUUCAGAGUUCAGCUCUAGAUAAAGUUAAUCACAUGGUUCUGUUUGUAGUUUAUUAACUGAUUUUAUCCAGAACUUUAUUAAUAAUGUUAAUAAAACGCGUUUUAACCACA
Messenger RNA from Nothobranchius furzeri (turquoise killifish), 936 nucleotides. The record is from RefSeq and is a predicted model, not a curated record. Lineage: Eukaryota; Metazoa; Chordata; Actinopteri; Cyprinodontiformes; Nothobranchiidae.